AUGGAGACUAGUAUAAUUCUCUUUAUAUCUUCUGUUUUGUUUAUGGGUGUGGUUUUUGAGGGGAUUAAUGGUCAAGUUAACGGUUGGUUUAACGGUCAUGCUACUUUCUAUGGAGCCAAUCAGAGUCCCUCUUCCCUUGGAGGAGCUUGUGGUUAUGAUAACACUUUCCACGCUGGAUUUGGAACAAAUACAGCAGCGGUGAGUGGUGUGCUCUUCAGAGGUGGAGAGGCAUGUGGUGCUUGCUACCAAGUGAGGUGCAACUACAGGCUCGAGCCUAAGUGGUGUCUCCGACGCGCCGUUGUCACUGUUACUGCCACCAACUUCUGCCCGCCCAACAACAAUGAAGGGUGGUGCGAUCCCCCUCGACAGCACUUCGACAUGUCCAUGCCCGCAUUCCUCCGCAUUGCACGACAAGGCAACGAAGGCAUAAUCCCCGUACUCAUCAGAAGGGUUUCAUGUAGAAGGAGAGGUGGAGUUCAUUUUACCUUGAAGGGAGAAUCAAAUUUCAAUAUGGUGAUGAUAUCUAAUGUGGGUGGUAGCGGUGACGUGAAAGCUGCAUGGAUUAGGGGCUCGAAAACAAGAACAUGGGUUCCCAUGCACAGAAACUGGGGUGCAAAUUGGCAAAGCAGCAUCGACCUUCGAAGCCAGAACCUGUCUUUCAAAAUCACUUUGGUUGAUGGAAAAACCCUAGAAUUUUUCAAUGUGGUUCCAUCAUCAUGGAAUUUCGGACAGACUUUUGCCUCACAAAACCAGUUCUCUUAG
Messenger RNA from Cornus florida, 762 nucleotides. Its product is annotated as expansin-A12. Gene Ontology annotation, cellular component: extracellular region. The transcript has 3 exons. Bases 1 to 762 code for a protein of 253 amino acids. Lineage: Eukaryota; Viridiplantae; Streptophyta; Magnoliopsida; Cornales; Cornaceae. The record is from RefSeq and is a predicted model, not a curated record. Gene Ontology annotation, biological process: plant-type cell wall organization.